AUGACUCAUAGGCGUCGGCAUAGUGAAUCAAACACUAUGUCUAUGAAGUAUGCUCAAUUCACUGCUCUUCGCGAGAAAGUCGAAGCUCUUUCAACAAGGCAAGAUACUUUCAAAUCUCGUGUGGAUUCGCAUCAGUCGACUCUAAUCUUGGUUGCUACAGCAUCUAGACGACUCCUUUCUUCGACGAGAAAUUUCACACUCGAGCUGAAACAUCUGCAAGAAUGGAAACAAAACAAAACUAUGAAAGAUGUGCGAUUGCGAAGGUUCAUGGGAAGGUUACAAAAGAGCAUAAAAGCUCUUGCCGAUAUGUUGGCAAUGGACGGUUGCGAAUCAAAACCUUGCCAGUAUGGUGGCACUUGUUUGCCUCGAUUUGGCAAAAAAUACAACUGCCUAUGCCCACCGUAUCGUACGGGUGACAACUGCGAAAUCGAUGUUGAUGAAUGUGCAAUGUAUUCGGGUACGCAUGCUGGUUGUCAACAUAAUGGCACCUGUGUAAAUCAUGACACCGGCUUUAGAUGUGAAUGCCCUACCGGAUAUCACGGACCAUUAUGCCAGUAUCAUCAAUCAACUUGCUCACGGUCGAUUGAAUUAUGUGGUCCUCAUGGACACUGUAUUGAUGUGGAUACAUCAGAAAAUGACGCGUCCUACAAAUGCCUUUGCGAUUGGGGUUACAAAGUUUCCGAUGACAAGCAAAAUCCCACUUGUGAAGAUGUGAACGAAUGCUUGGACAACCCAUGCCAUCCCGGAGUGGACUGCAUCAAUUUACCUGGAAAAUUCCAAUGUGCUGGCUGUCCCAAGGGUUAUCAUGGGAAUGGCCAAAUCUGUGCUGACAUCGAUGAAUGUGCUGCUGAAACCUACCCAUGCUCUAAAAAUCCUCGUGUUCCUUGUUACAACACUAUCGGUUCAUUUCACUGUGGAAAUUGCCCGCCAGGUUAUCGUGGUGAUGGACGCACUUGCCAAAGAAAAUCUGCUUGCGAUGAUGCACCUUGCUAUCCUGGGGCAACUUGCGUCGAAGAUCCGUCAAGUCUCAAUGUUGGAGGCUUCGCCUGUCAUUGCCCUACUGGUAUGAUGGGUGAUGGAGUGGGUGAAAAUGGCUGUCAGAAGAGCAACUCAACAAUUUGUAGAACCGAAGGUCACUGCUUUAAUGGUGGAACAUGCAAGCCGAUAUCAGCCACUGAAUAUCGUUGUGCUUGUCCGGAGUUUUAUUAUGGAAUCCAUUGCGAGCAGGUAUCCGCUUGCAUUGGUUCACCUUGUGAAAAUGGUGGCGUUUGUCAAGACGCAGGUAUUGGAAAGAUCAAUUGCGUUUGUCCUAUCGGCUUCUAUGGAUCGCUGUGCCAGUUUGAAGAGAACACUUGCGGAGGUCAUUAUACGGAUUCAUCAGGAAAUCUCACUUUCUCGACGGAGACAGAAUCUGUAGCCGAUGAUGGUUGCGAUUUUGUUAUCGCUACUGGAGAAGACAACUCGGCCCUUCAAAUCACAUUCGAAGUUUUCAAAGGCAUGAGCGGUGACUCGUCUGCUUCGGACUGCUCCAGAAUGCCAGCCAAUCUAACUCUAUACGAUGGCUCCAGUGAUAAUGCUCAAGUUUUUGCCACUUUUUGUGGUGAUGUCGGUAGCGGAAAGGCGCCUGUGAUUGGUGAACCAAUAACGAUGACAACUUCGAGUGCAUUGCUUCGUUUCAAAGGAACUAAAGGAUCGUUCUCGCUCAAAUGGGCAACAAAGAAGAGAGAAUGUGGUUACCGUACCAACUUGGCCACAGGUACACUUGUUGUACCACCUCAUCAUAUGGAUACAGCUUGUGAUUGGUUCAUAUCGGCACCGAUGGAAAAACAUAUUGAGAUUGAAAUUCCUACGGUAGAAAUGACCACAGGACUGCAAUUGAAUUGUUCUGUUAAUGAGGUGGAGGUCUUUGAUGGAUACACAUCUUACGAUGCUCAUAGAAUUGUUCACAUAUGCGAAACUACUAAUCAAACAACUGUAGUCCGAUCAACAGGUCCAUUCCUCACUGUUUCUUUCCGAAGUAAUGUCUUCGGAGGUUCAAAAAGCCCACUGCAUCGCGGGUUUACAAUGAAAUACAAAACUUUCGAACCUGAUCGACGCUGUGGUGGCGAUAUCACUAACAGUGAAAAAGACUGGGAAUUUGCUGGUUUCAUAGAAAGUCCAAACUAUGGCGGAUUUUAUCCUCCAAACAUGGACUGCUCAUGGAGAUUGGAUGGCAUUGGGUCCGAUAAUACAUCCACCGCAGACCAGACCCUGAAGCUGGAAUUCCUAACAUUCGAUGUCCCAUCGGCUUAUCAAUUUUCCUCCUCAAUGUGGCAGCAGCAGCUGGACUUUCCAAGAAGGGCUUUUGGUCUCUUCAAUAGCAUUGAGCGUCGAAUGGGACUACCGUUCCGACGUGUUAGUCCAUUAAUUCCUUUCCGACGUCAAAUGGUCUACCAAUGCACAGAAGACUACCUACAUCUCUAUGCCGAUGGACAACUGGUACAUGAUAGUUGCAAUGCUCAUCGCCCUCCAGCCACAAUGUUAAUGCCCCUUCCGCAAAUUGUGCUUCGGUUUCAUUCUGAUAGUGCGACGCAGGGAAAGGGCUUCAAAAUAGCGUACAGCUUAGUGUGUGAAAAGAAUCUCUAUGGGAAUGGAACCAUCCAGACUUGGAAUUAUCCGGAUGGAGGAAGAGCCGGCAAGUGCACAUACAUCAUCAGAGCGGACCAAAGUCAUGCAAUCAGGUUGAGAUUCAAAACUAUUGGAAUGCGGAGUGCUACUACAUCACAGUGCUUCUACAAUCGUGACUCGCUAGCAACUGCCACGGAUUACGUAGAAUUCUCUGGUGGAAAAGAAGAAGACAAACAGAUUAACCAACGUUACAUAUGCGCCAGAUAUCCUUUCGUGGAAGAGGGAGAGUUUAUAAUGAGCGCUUCGAGACCUUUGAUCAUUACCUACGCAAGUAGUGGUGACGAGAGGAAUCGUGGGCUGUUGAUGGAGUAUACAACCAUGGAUGUUGGAUGUGGUGGUGUUUUCUCACAAUCAACUGGCACUAUAAACUCUCCGAACUAUCCUGAUAAAUACUUACCGCAUAUGCAUUGUGUUUACCAGAUUCAAGUCUCAUGGUCCAAGCAAGUUCGCCUUACUUUCGACAAUUUCGAUAUCGAGGUAGUGCAAAAUGACGAGUGCUCAUAUGAUAAUGUAGCCGUCUACGAAUCUUAUAUUAGCCCUACUGAGCAUGGAAAAUUGCUGGGAAAAUUCUGUGGUACUAUGUUACCGCCUACGCUUCUAUCGAGCUCAUAUAAGAUGGCUGUUGUAUUCAGUUCGGAUAGAUCAAUUGCCGGAAAUGGUUUUUCGGCUAGAUUUGAAGGAGUUGAUCCAUCAGUCGAUUGUGACCGUACUUAUACAGAACCCGUAGGAGAAAUCGUCUUUGUUGGUAGCCAGGGACGAUAUUCGCAGUGUGAUUUCCACAUUUCUGUCCUUUCGAAUGCUCGACUUGUGCUGAGGAUGAAUAACGCUAGCAUACCAUGCUUCAAAUCACAGCUUAUACUAAGAAAUGGUGCCACCGAUCAAUCACCUGGAUUUGCUUCCCUAAAUGCUGAAUCGUCCAUUUGUGAUGAAUACCCAAUGCCGACGCUACGGUCCCAUGGUAGCCGGGUAUUCCUCAGGCUACAAACUACGGAUUCGUCGAACACAUACUUCAACAUCAGCUAUGAACAGAUUAUUUCAUCUUGCGGUGGACAUGUUGAGGGAGUUUCUGGUUCUAUAGCAGCUCCACAAUACCCGCUAAAGGAUUCAAGAAGUCUGGAUUGCUCAUGGACCAUUGCUGUCGCUCUUGGAAAUCGUGUUCGUUUCUCGCUUGUAAAUAUAGAUAAUCUGAAGUCCAGCGAUGAUAACGGUUUCUGCGGAAUGUUUGCGGCAAAUCGACUUGAUGUACUUGAUAGUCCGCACAGUGACGCUCGACUUAUGCGCCGUUAUUGUCGCAAAGUGGUCGGAGCCGAGCCCUUGACAUCAGAUGAUCAUGAAAUUGCUGUACGGUAUAAGCAGCAUGGUGGAGCUAUGCUUGGUCCUUUAUAUGGAUUUAUGGCACAUUUUUCCACAGUGUGCACUGACAUCGUUUUGACUGAUUUUAUGGGUUCCAUACAAUCACCUGGCUACCCGAAUAAUGUCUGGAAUUCACAGUAUUGCUCAUGGACCAUCAAGGUACCACCCGGAAAUCGCAUUGAACUCGAUUUCCAUAAUUUUGUUGUCGAUAGACGUUAUCGCUAUGGCGUAAUCCCUGGAAAAUGCUCAGAUAAUUGGCUUAAGUUCGGAGAAGGAGAAGUAGCCAGAGCCACCGUAAAAGUUGGCAAUUUCGUAAACCUCACCAGCAAAUUAGUCGAAGCUUGUUCUGACGUUGCCAGGCCUAUGAUAGUGAAGAGUAAAAACAAUGUCAUCCACUUAACAUACCAGUCCAAGAAACAGGAACAAAACCAUUUCUGGUUGACAUGGACAACCAUCGGUUGCGGAGGAACUCUCAUUUCACCAUCGAAUAUAUCUGCCAAUAUCAAUAGAUUGGAUCGUGACUCUGAGCAACUGGAGUGUGGUUGGCAGAUCAAGGCACCAGUUGGUAAGCGUAUACUUCUUAUAGUGGAUACGUUAGCGAUCUUUCAAAAAAGUGAGGCCAGCUGUCAAUACAAUGAUGAGAAGCAAGAUUUUGCUGGAAUGGCGAUCUUCGCUGGUCCUUCGAAUCGCUCCGGAUUUCCACAGUACACGACAUGUACUAGUCUUCGCAAUUUUACUUAUAAAUCACAUACAAAUGAGCUUUUCCUUCAACUUAAGUAUGGAAUGAAGUCAGUGAUGCCGGAUGCUGGAGGCUACUUUUUCAUGGCUAAUGUCGCCUUUAUCGAUGCAGACACUACGAACAGGGACGAAUGUGGAGGAAUUGUUGAAGUCACCUCUGCCCAGCCUUCCACUAUCCACUCUCCUAAAUUCCCAGAGGAAUAUGAAAGGGGAACGGAGUGUCAGUGGCUGUUUAAGACACCUCCCGGAUAUUACUUGAUCUACACCGUCAAGGAAUACGUAACACCAAAUGCACAUGAGCAACAAACUGAGAAGAAAUGGAUGCCUAGGGCGAUGAACAAUUUGACGUGCCAGGACCCACUUCCUCUGAUUGAAGGAGCUCUCACGAUCUAUGGAGGAAACGAUACAAAAUCCGAGAAAAUUGAGCGAAUAUGUUUGGAUAUCGACAAGCCCAAGGAAAUUCCUGUGUUUACAAGAGAGUCUCUGGUCACAUUCCGUGGAGCUGCCGCAGCUAGAAUACAUAUGUCAGGAGAAGACCAGCAUGUUAAGAGAAUUGGCUUCCUGCUUGAAGCUCGAACUGCCUGUGGUGGUUUAGUUUUAGCUGAAGAUGUAGAAGGUGUGAUGACAUUCAACGACCUUGCGGAGGAAAUUUGCAAUAUAACAAUACGUAAAAAGGACGAAUCUGCUUCCGGUAUCUAUGUCCGAUUGGACGAGUUUAUCAGCCGUGGAAUUACAAAACAUCGCAGUAAUGAUAUGAUGUUCGGCAAUAGCUAUAUAGAUAUACAAAUAGAUGGUGGAGAAGUAAUGUCCCGUGAAGCCAAGGGUCCCUACCUUGUCGAAGCUUCCACUGCUCACGAAGAGUUCCGCGCAAAGAACGAAAUCAAACUGGCCUUUGUGAAGAAGAAUUCUUUGCUUGCUGCUCGGGUCGUAAUUGCGUACUCCACAGUAAUUGACAACUGCGGUGGCGAGAUCACAUCUCGGGAAGGGUUAAUAAGCAUCCCGGAUAUUGAGGGUGAUUUCGAUUGUGUAUGGACGCUAAGAGAAAACCCUGGCAAUGUAGUGAGAGCGUCUGUUAGUGAACUGAGAGUGCCAUACUCUCCGAACUGCACCGAUUCGUAUUUGGAAUUCCGAAAAUGGAAUGCAUCAGGUCCGCUGAUCGGACGUUGGUGUGAAAGAAGUACAUCGAUGUUUGGCUUGGAAGAAGUGAUUUGGAUGAAAUUCCGCUACAGCAGGCCAGCAGAAAUUGACAGCGACGAAGAUUUGAUCAAACCUGCUAUGAGAAUCUUGUUUUCGAGAGUGCAUGGUGGCGCCACGACUUCCCAUAUAAUCCAACAACCACUGGUUCUGAUUGAUGAAAUGUACACCAACUUUAUGUGGAUUGUUGAGGGAGAACAGGACAAGGGACUACUCGUCCAUAUCGAUUCUAUCCGCAUUCCUGAGGAAAAUUAUGAAGGCUAUGAUGGCGUCAACAAAAUUGGACUUUUCCUUUCCGAGGCUACGGACAACCCAAGUCCAAAUUUCGUCUUGAAUAAUGGUCGACCAGGAAGCGUUAGAUUAUCUGGAUUCAUUCCACCGGCUGAUAUCUACUUACCGUAUUCGAGAAUGGAAGUUUCAUUCUUUGCGCCACCACGAAGUGAAUUUAAACUCAAGUGGAAAGUUGUCCCGAAAAGAAAUGCGAACUAUACGGAAGAAACGGACCAAAAGAAUGCCACACGGGUGUAUACCUGCGGAAGUACACUUGUACCAACCUGGGAUUGGCAAGAAAUUAGCAAUCCAACUGCUCCUGGAGAAACAAAUUAUGAGAACAAUUUGCACUGUAAAUGGACUAUAGAAAGACCAAUAAUGACUGGAUUGCGUGUUAUGAUAAAAAUGAUGGAUUUGGAAGAUGUGAAUGGCUGUCCAUUCGAUUUUAUCUCAUUGCUACCAGAUCGUGAUAUCGACGAAGGCGAUGGAGACGAGUUCCAUGCCGGUCAGAAAUACUGUAGAGCUACACAAGUGAACACUACGUUGGACUAUUCUUACAACAAGGUGCUUUAUGUCCACUUUGUUACCGAUCGUUCCAGGACCGGCCGCGGAUUCAAGCUACAGUAUCGACUAACUUGCAACUCUUUCGACUACAUUCGUCCAUCAUACGGACUUUUAGAGCAUAUGCUCACAAGCCCUGGAUAUCCAGAACCGCAGACUGAUCAGAGAUGCAUGUGGUCUAUCGUACUGGGCUCAAACAGAAGAAUUGGCUACGAAAUACUAGACAUGGACUUGGAACAGACUGAAGGCUGUACUACCGAUGUUCUUUCAAUCUCUCCGCGUUCUUCACAGUUCUCCGUACACCAUAAGAAGGAAUCGAGUUUCUGUGGUCCAUUUGACUCACUAACGACUCGCAAUGGAACAAUGCAAAAUGGCCGCAUUUUUAUUAGAUACACUAAUGCAGAGGCAAAGAAUAAGGGCUUCAAAAUGCGCAUUUUCGAAAUUUCUGAGGACUGCAGUUCCGAAAACUUGUUUGUAGACGAAAGUGAGCCUAGCAAGGUUCUGGCUACACCUCGUUAUCCUGGAAUGAUACCACAUUCACUGGACUGUCAGUACACUUUGCGGGCGCCGAAUGGACAUCGGCUCAAAUUUACAGUUGAUCCGGAGAAAUUCAAAAUGGAAUCUGCCGAUGACGAGUGCGGCUGCGAUGAAUGUGAUUGGCUUGAAAUCCGUGACGGACCUACAGGACAUGCUCCGCUCAUUGGCAGAUACUGUAACAUCUAUGCACCAUCCACAAUAUAUUCUACGGGAAACUUCCUGUUUGUACGAAUAAGAACGGAUUCAUAUGCUGCCAGCAACGGUUUCACAGCUGCCUACGAACUAGCAUCCUGCGGUGGUACUGUAGUGCUUCGACCUGGAAUCAACCAGACACUGACAUCACCGAACUAUCCAGACGUCUAUCCACUUAAAUCUGAAUGUGACUGGUCUGUACGAACACCGAAUAGUCACAUGGUGGAGGCAAAAAUACUACACAUGGGUCUCACAUGGAAUGUCAACUGUUCCACGGAUAGCCUAGCAAUCCGUGAUGGAAACAAGACAGCCCCGUACCUCCUUGAACCUCAGUGCAAUGGUCGCUAUCUCAACAAAGUUGACUAUCGCUCAGCUAGUAGCGAAAUGACUGUGCAGUUUAGGUCAAAUGGGACUAUUCAGAAAGCCGGUCGACAACUGUGUAAGGAUAAGAAAUGUGGAUUUGAGAUGAUGCUACGAGUUAGCAAUGAAUCUUGUGGUGGAAUCAUUACUGACCAGGAGGGUCAGCUUACAACUCCAGGCUACCCAGGCCGAUUACUGCCCCAUGUCAGAUGCGAAUGGGAGAUGCGUGCUGGCAUUGGCUAUCGUUAUCUAUUAUCUUUCGAAUUUUUGGAAGAUCGCGAUGGUUUCUACCAGAAAAGGUUCGGUGGCGAAACUGAUGGAAAAGGAUGUUUUGCAGAUUUAGUGUUCUUCAAUGGCAAACCGAAACAUGAAGCGAUAAACUAUAGAAAUGAUCGGCUUUUCUGCGAUUAUAGGAAAACAUUUGUGAGCGAAGCGGAUCUGUUGACUGUGAUCUAUUCGGACUCGUACACCAAGCAUUACAUAGGUGUUACGGAUGACUCCAGUGUCAAUGUGUACUAUGUUCCGUUCCGUGUCAACUACACAAAGGUUCCCGCAGAUUAUGAUCAAAAUGGCUGUGGUAUGCUUAUUUCGAAAAAUGACACCGUAACUUUCGGUAAUUACACAUCUGGGUCGGCUGAUGGCGUUCGGUAUUGUCAUGCACUCCUUCGACGUCCAGCCGGAUAUCAAACAACUCUAUUGGAAAUUACAGAGUAUAGCGAGAAUAGUGUGCUAAGUCUAGCUGAAUGCUCGGAUUGGUCAAAUUCGGUCAUGCUAGAAUCCACAAUCGACAUUCCUCGAGUAGUGAACGAACGAUUUUGCAAAGCUUCCUUCAUGAACUCAUCCAAACCAAUCACUCGGCUGUACCUCAAUCAAGAUCUUGAAAUCCACGUCUUCUCUAUGCAGUCAGCAUUCAUGCCGGAGGAAGGCCUUUCAUUCACAUUGAAUGUGCAGUAUUACGAAUGUGGUGGAAUUGUCAAUAAUCCGAACAGUGGAGUGAUUACAAGUCCGAACUUUGGCGAGGGUCGCUUAUAUCUGCGAAAUUCGCAUUGUAUGUGGAUGCUUGUGGCACCGGAAGGAAUGAUCGUCAAGGUGGGACAGGUUCUUUUUUCAAGUAUUCGAGGUUCUGCACUUUAUUGA
Cylicocyclus nassatus is the source of this 9009-nucleotide messenger RNA. The record is from the annotation of a GenBank genome assembly. NCBI's taxonomy places the organism in Eukaryota, Metazoa, Nematoda, Chromadorea, Rhabditida, Strongylidae.